AGCAUAUUCGAGCUCAAUGAUGAAGAAAAUGACAAGCGGUCUAAAAACAUUCGACGUCUCUCUAUAUAUCUCUGUCUGUCUCGGGCUUACUAGUUCAAUCAGAGCUCCACCACCAGGACCAAAGGAAAACACAUCUCCACAUCUGCACGACGUGAACCUCCCUCUGCUUCACCCCCUCUGUCUCUCUCUCUCCCUCCCUCCUUCCCUCCCUGCCUGCCUGCCUGCUUGCCUGCUUGCCUCACACUCUCAGCAUCAACAGACCAGCGCAGAUUGUAUUGAGAGCACCACGGCAGCGAGCAGGUUAUCGGGCGCCGGACUGAGGAUACUAUCCACCGGACUGAGAGAGCUCCCAGCAGCAAACAGGACAACUUGAAAUAAUUUUCAACUAAAUUAAAGGAGCUCUUCAUACUUUCUUUAAACUCUGGAAUUUAAUAAAAUAAACAAUGGGAGGAGCGGUGCGUUUAAAACUGAAGACUUUAUUGUUUCUGCUUGCUUGUAAAGCCUCUCUUGCGCUCUACUUCCCCCAGAUGGAGUACUCUGAGAGUGUGUUUGUGGAGCAGCCGGCAGGCCCCCUGCUGCAGAUUCACGCGAUGAGAGAGGAGGAGAAUGAGACUGCUCGAUUCUCCCUCAUCAGGAGCUAUCCCUGGUUCCAGAUUGAUGAGAGCACCGGAAUGCUAUCCCUCAACAGGAGUCUGGACAGGAAGGACUUUGCUUUGCUGACGAACGGGGAGCCCAUGAAGCUGAAGAAGCUCUUACUGAAAGUUGCCGCCCUCUCCAAUGAAGACCACAAGCACUAUGUGGAGGUAUCCCUGACUCUGAUCAAUGCCACAGCGCCCCCUUGCAGUGAGGUUAAGCCCAGGCAACUGUGUUUCCACGAGAAGGACUAUGCACCCCACAUCAAAGAAAACAAGCAACCUGGAGUGUUCCGCAACCUCCGCCCCCUGCCCCUGCAGCAGCGCUGCCCCCACAUCAACAUCACCUACAGCUUCGAACAAGAUCCCAGCCCUUUCGGCGACUUGUACCCAUUUGAAUUGGACCAGGACACAUCAGAGCUGGCGGUGUCUGUGCCCCUGGACCGCGAGCAGAGGGAGGAGUACAGGCUUCUUGUGCGAUGCACUGUCACCACAGAGUCCAUGGUAACCCAGGUGGACCAGCCCCUACUGAUCAGCGUUCAUGAUGAGGAUGACAGUGCCCCUUGCCUAUGGAAUGGCUCCGACACCACAGAGGUAGUGGUGGAGUUCGACAGGAAAAAGGGUGCAGUCCUGGGCAGGUUGCUUGUUUAUGAUGCUGACUCCACGCCAGUAUACCACAGAGACCAGAGUCGCAAUAAGUUCUCCGGCAUCCUGUUGACAAAAGAUACGUGGAUUAAAGAAACAUUCCAAAUCAACCACAAGCUCACAGAGACCAGCUUCAACCAUGUGCGACGCACCGUUCACAAGUACGAGCUGGUUCUGAACAGAAGCUUGCCCACCACAGAGAGCCGCUCACUUCAGCUGCACGUUCUUGUGAAUGACACAGAGUUCCAGGGGCCAGGGGGGUCCCUGGUGCUCCAUUUCAACGUGACCAUCCUGCCUGUCUCCAUCGUCUUUCCCAACACUAGCUUCCUGUUUAAAAUCCAGAAUAAUGCUGCCCAGUUUGCACAGAUCGGCAAAGUCUGCAUUGAGAACUGCCUGAAAUUCCAUGGGGUCAGCAUCAUGUAUAAGCUGGAGCCAGCAGCAAAAAACAUGACAGCCGUGGCCACGGCCUGUCACAGUGCGGUGGGCAUCGUUUCUGGCCAGGAGGGAAUCGUUGGGAUCCUCUAUGUAAUCGACCCCAAAGUCCUGGGGAGACCAGAGUGCCUGGAGCUGCAGUACACCGUCACCGCUGUGAACAAACUGAACCCCAAGCGUGCCCGGACUCUGCUGACCAUCACCCUGGAGCGUGCAGCUGGUGGCCACGCUCUGGAGGAGGACUGCCCCCUGUCCUGUGCUGAGAACCGAUUGCGUUCAGACUGUGAGGCCUGUGGGGGCAUGGGGGCAACGGACGGGAGGUGCCAUUGGAGACAAGGCAGCGGGAACGCACUGACCACAAACUACUCGACCUGCUCGCCCACUCUCCAGACCUGCCCAGACGGUCAAUGUGAUAUGGUCGAGAACUUGAAGCCGGCCAUCUGUCCACAGGACUGCAUGAAGUUGGAUGUUAUUGGAGGGCACGAGCGAGGCUUUUUGUCUGGGAUCAAGGCUGGCUAUGGGACCUGCUACUGCUUCCCAGGAAUCAAGUGCUACUGCGAGAAAUUCGACAUCAAAGAGCCCAUGUGUGACGAUGUGUGUAAGACUGUGAUCGCAGCAGCAGUGCUGCUCUCCUUCAUCAUCUCAGUGCUGCUCUCCUCCUACUUCAUCCAUCGCUACCACAAGAACUCCCCCAAGCCCCCCAUCGCCUCGGCUGAGAUGACCUUCCGCCGGCCCGCCCAGACCUACCCCAUCAGCUACUCCGCCAACAAUGUGCGCCGGCCCUCCCUUGACUCUAUGGACAACCAAGUGGCUGUGGACAACCUCAAGAUCCCUGAAGAUCCCAAGUGGGAGUUUCCCCGGAAGAACCUGGUGCUCGGCAAAACUCUGGGAGAAGGGGAGUUUGGGAAGGUUGUCAAAGCAACGGCGUUCCGGCUGAAGGGAAAAGCAGGAUACACAACUGUAGCCGUGAAGAUGUUGAAGGAGAAUGCCUCCCAAAGUGAGCUGCGAGACCUCCUGUCUGAGUUUAACCUUCUGAAGCAAGUCAACCACCCUCAUGUCAUCAAAAUGUAUGGAGCCUGCAGCCAGGAUGGUCCUCUGCACCUGAUAGUGGAGUAUGCAAAAUACGGGUCCCUGCGCAAUUUCCUGCGGGAGAGCCGGAAGGUAGGGCCCAGCAACAUGGGAAGUGAUGCCAACCGCAACUCCAGCUACCUGGAGAACCCGGACGAGCGAGCCCUGACCAUGGGGGACCUCAUCUCCUUCUCCUGGCAGAUAUCCCGGGGCAUGCAGUACCUGGCAGACAUGAAGGUGGUUCAUCGGGACCUGGCUGCUCGCAAUGUCCUGGUGGCUGAGGGAAGGAAGAUGAAAAUUUCGGAUUUUGGGCUCUCAAGAGACGUCUAUGAGGAAGACUCAUAUGUGAAGAGGAGCAAGGGUCGAAUACCUGUGAAGUGGAUGGCAAUUGAGUCUUUGUUUGAUCACAUCUACACCACACAGAGUGACGUGUGGUCUUUUGGGGUCCUCCUUUGGGAGACUGUGACACUGGGAGGAAACCCGUACCCAGGGAUCGCCCCAGAGCGGCUCUUCAACCUGCUGAAGACGGGGUACAGGAUGGAAAAACCAGAGAACUGCAGUGAGGAGAUGUACAGUCUGAUGCUGCGCUGCUGGAAGCAGGAGCCAGACAAGCGGCCGCCCUUCUCAGAGGUCAGCAAAGAGCUGGAGAAGAUGAUGGUGAAGAGCAGAGACUAUCUGGACCUCGCUGCUUCCACCCCUGCAGACUCCCUGCUCUAUGACGACGCCCUUUCCGAAGAGGACACACCCCUGGUGGACUGUAAUAACACCCCCCUUGCCCGCACCCUUCCCUCCACCUGGAUUGAGAACAAGCUCUAUGGUAGAAUUUCACAUGCAUUUACUAGAUUCUAGAAAUCAAACAAACCAACCUCUGAGUGAAUGAAUGACAUGAAUUCCUUCUCACUGUCUCUAUCACUGUCUCUGUAGCCAGACACUCUCUGUGCUCAUGCAAUCUGGAUAGCUCUGAAAAUGUCAAACGUCUAUCUCAUUAAUUAUCAUCGGUUGAUUUCCAGUGUGAAAGAAUGGUUAGAUUUCUCAUGGUUUUGUUUUCAGAAGUCCAGUAGGCACUGAGAGAAAACAUGGUCAUAAGAUUAGAUUGAGCUUCUGCAGACCCAAGCUUCAUCAAGUUUGAACCUCAAAAAUCUUUAAGCAGGUGUUGCCUCCAGUGGUUAAAUCGUUCAACACUCACAAGGAAUCAUCAUAAAAUUGCCAGCCAGUCAGUCAGCACCAAACAGUUGUACUAAGAAUGUGAAGCUUGGUAAAAAAAGCAGAUAAUGUUUUUGAUCGUGAAUGUAAAACCUGUGGGCUGAAGCCUAUUUUUUUUUUUUUUUUUUUUUUUUAUGGUAUGACGAUAGUAUUCCAAUAUAAUAUAGAGAACCACAGCCUAAUACUGCAGUUAUAAUACAGUCAACCUCAGUUAUCUUGACUGGUGGAUAACUUGACACGUUCUCUUAAUUCGACAGUCUUGGUCCUACAUUUUCUACAUAUAAAAUAUAUGUAUCCUGCCUGAGGUGACCAUAUGGCUCAGUUUUCAGUGGGACAGUUUGGGAUAGUUCAGGCUUUUCAAAUCGCAACCCAAGCAUAGUCCAAAAUGCAUUGGGUUGUGAGUUGAAAAGCCUGAACUAUCCCAAACUAUCCUGCUGAAGACAGAGCCAUGUGGCCAUCUUACGCCUCUUUUUAUUUUUUUUAUUCGACACCACACUUUACUAAUAACUCAACACUAAUUACUGGCACCAAAGGGAUAAAAACUAUUAAAAAGACUAGUGGAUAACAUGAAACUGUCGUUUCACGUGACGAAACUCUGACUGGAAACAGAUAGUUUAUUCAUUCCUUCACGACUACCAAGUGCAGCUGGUUACGGUAUCAGUGCGCAAUGAGUCAGAAGCAAAAAAUGUGUUCUCUUCAAUUGGCUUUAAAGCAGGUUAUUCGGGAUAACAAGCUUGUCAGCAGAACUUUCAAAACUCGUGUUUUUACAUGCAAAACAAUCGACAAUGCUUGAGUUCUGUGUGAAACUAACUUGUUUCUUAUUGUUUUUGUUCAGAGUUAAUUCUGUAUAAUGCACAUUUGUUAACUUUUGGUAUUUAAGUCGUCAAAUUACAAGCCAAUACCUAAAAGUAUGGUCAACAGUUUGUGGUUGGAUUGUUUUCAUAAAAAUAACACACAGUUAUUUUAUUAAUUCUUAUUUCAAUCGAACUGUAUGAGUUGUAUUGAGUGUAGUGUCCAGAAAUGUACUGCUGCCCCUUUAAGUAAUACAGUGUAAGGUCAAAAGAAGUAAGGUCAAGAACCGGAAGGAUUAGACAGACAGUGUGUGGAUAGACACGGCAAGAAUAGCAGCAGCAGAGUGGUAGAUUAGUGCAGGAGGAUGGUAAUAAACAUCAUUAAUGUAAACGAUUAAACCAUGGAAUAAAGUUCAUGUGCAUUGAGACCCACCUGUGCAUUUGAAUCUUCAUUACAUAUUUACUAAAGAGUAAGAGCAUUAAACCAAUUUUACAGUACUGUACUGUGAUUGAUUCAUUCCCUGCAGUUCUUUGAACCAUUUUCAUAGGGACAUUUAACUAAAAAUAAACUUGUAAAUACUGUAAACAUGUCAGUUCUGUUACUUCAAUGCAUGUUAAUGACAUGGCUCAUUACACCCGUGGUACCCGAUACCUUGGAUAAGUUGGCACUAAAUGGUAAACCUUUGGGCUGUCGAGUUAACCGAGGUUGACUGUACUUUGUAGCAUGACAUUUGAGACAUUUAUGGAAAAUGGCAUCCAUAUAAAUUGCACAUUGAUGCUUCGGGCAGACAUAAGCUAGCUCGAGUACAUUUUUGCUUUGAAUAUUUAAAUUUUUGUCCCAGCACUUAUCCCUAUUAAUUCCACAGAGCUAAAUACAAAGCACACAUCUCCAGCUGAGCAUACUGACAUCGUAACUACAUACAAAAAUAAAACAAUAAACAUCUGCUGACCCAUUCUCUAUCCCAGUAUUAACAAUGACACAAUCAGUUCCUAAUUAAAAAUGCCUUGCUUUCAUCCAGAUUUGAGUUUAAAACUAUUAUGGUGCGAAACUCGUUCGGUAUUCUACAGGUCUCUUAGAUUCCCAAAAGGGCCCUGUUUACAAUCCAUGAAUUGAAAUCUAAACUCCCUUUCACAGAUACUGUGUUUUAUGACAGGCGAUCGAGAAUAAACCCAGAUCAAGGUGGAAGUUCUUAUUUACUUUUGGAAUGGGUUGUACAGAAUACUGUAGUACUGAAGGGAAGUGAUCAUGCUUGGAAGAAACUCCAGCUUCUGUAACAUUUCAAACAGAUCAAAGAUGUCAUACAGUCUUUUCUGCCUUGAGGUGCAAACUGAAGCCACCCCUAUACAGCAUCUCCAGGUCCUGCAGCUACCUGCUUGACAAAGUGUACUAUUAAAGGAGAGCUAACCAAGGUCUGAUUAGCAGCAGGUUCAUUAUCUUUGCUCCUGAACAUACUGUAUUGUUGUUAUUUGCCUGUCUUUGUCAUGAAUAACCACAAUACUGUAUUUUACUCAUAUUUUAAAACUUUCUUUACGUAUCCCCUGAAUUAAAGCCUAAUAUUAAGAAUUCCAAUGUCCAAUUUCCCAGUUCCCUUGCGAGUGGCCACAUCAGUUUUCUGUUUUGCCAAAAAUUUCAACUCUCAUUUCAUGAGCUUUUAUUCAUAGUGCAGUAAGAGGCUCAUUUCCCUGUCAUUGCAAGUGCAUCCCUUAUUCAAAUUCAGAGCUCUAAACAUGCAUGCUUUACUGUGUCAGUUUCAUGCACUUUCCUACACUUUAGCACACAUUCAUGUGUUAUUUUUCCUGCUUUGUCUGUGAAGGGUCUGCUUUUCAGGCCUGAUUUUAUCAUGGUCUUCCUGUAAACUUUUCAAUAUUAUUGGGACAGAUGUAUCAAGCUCUUACUACACAGGAAAAUUCAACUGAUAACAAAUUGUAGUCACACUUUUUCUAGUCCGUAAAUGUUUAAUUCAAGCUUGCUAAUUACUAGUUUUGUAAAAUAUGCAUGAUGAACAUAAAAAUGGUGCAAAGUGUGCUUUGCAGCAAAGCUUGAUAGACCUGGCCACUGUGCUGUGAAACCAGCAGGCACGUUGUGGAAAUGUCUUCACUGUUGAUGCCUGAUGUUGUGAAACCGGAGGUGAUUAGUAAGAAUAUAGAGGCUUGUUUUAGAAACUGUUUGUUAAAUUGUUAUUGAUGAGGUUCAUCAGGGUUUCACUGAGAGCCGUACUGUCUGCACCCUACCUUCUGGUUCCUCAGUGCAGAAAAAUUAUCUGUUUUCAUUUUUUAGGAAUGUCUUACCCAAACUGGCCAGAGAAGAGCCCCGUGCUGCUCACAAGACUCGAUGGCACUAACCCUGUCUUUACAAGAUAUGCAAAUGAUA
Messenger RNA from Polyodon spathula (Mississippi paddlefish), 7142 nucleotides. It is a transcript of the gene ret, whose product is annotated as ret proto-oncogene receptor tyrosine kinase. Gene Ontology annotation, biological process: homophilic cell-cell adhesion; multicellular organism development; positive regulation of kinase activity. The transcript is spliced from 19 exons. Lineage: Eukaryota; Metazoa; Chordata; Actinopteri; Acipenseriformes; Polyodontidae. Gene Ontology annotation, cellular component: signaling receptor complex; axon; membrane. Gene Ontology annotation, molecular function: ATP binding; transmembrane receptor protein tyrosine kinase activity; calcium ion binding. The record is from RefSeq and is a predicted model, not a curated record. Bases 444 to 3626 code for a protein of 1060 amino acids.